AUUAAUUUGUCAUUUCUAUCCACUCUAUUUCUGCGUCACUUCCUCCUCUACGUACCCGUGUGCGUGCCUGACGGACAUCGCGAGACCGAUACACCACAGAAAUCUCGCAGUGAUGGCUGCGCCGCCCGAUGCGGAGAGUUUGGAGUCUCGUAUCAACAGAGCCACAAACCCACUUAACAGAGACACAGACUGGAACAGCAUCCAUGCCUUCUGUGACCAGCUCAACAAUGAUUUGGAGGGACCUCAGCUGGCCACCAGGCUUCUGGCUCACAAGAUCCAGUCUCCACAGGAGUGGGAGGCCAUGCAGGCCCUGUUGGUUCUGGAGACGUGUAUGAAAAACUGCGGGAAAAGAUUUCACAGCGAAGUGGGCAAAUUCCGUUUCCUCAAUGAACUCAUCAAAGUGGUUUCUCCAAAGUACCUGGGCUCACGGUCACCAGAGCCAGUAAAAAAGAAGGUUUUGGAGUUGAUCUAUAGCUGGACUUUGGGUUUACCUGAUGAGGCCAAGAUCUCAGAUGCCUAUCAGAUGCUAAAGAAACAAGGUAUCAUUAAACAAGACCCUGAGCUGCCACCUGACAAACUACUGAACCUUCCUCCACCCAGACCCAAGAAUGCCAUUUUUGAGGAUGCGGAGAAGUCAAAAAUGUUGUCUCGCCUGUUGAAUAGUUCCCACCCAGAGGACCUUAAAGCCGCCAACAAACUCAUCAAGGAAAUGGUCCAAGAGGAUCAGAAGCGAGCAGAGAAGGUGUCAAAGCGGGUGAACGCCAUUCAGGAGGUAAAGGAGAGCGUCACUCUCCUGACUCAGCUUCUGCAGGACUAUGACAGCACUGCAACCAAUCAGAGCAACACUGAACUCAUACAGGACCUGUACCAACGCUGUGAGAAAAUGAGACCCACACUGUUCAGACUGGCAAGUGAUACGGAGGACAAUGACGAGGCCCUGGCGGAGAUCCUGCAGGCGAACGACAGCCUGACUCAAGUGAUCAACCUGUACAAACAGCAGGUGAAGGGGGAGAUGGUGAAUGGCAACAACACAUUAAACACACAGAAACAAACAGGAGGGGGGACUGCACUGUUAGAUCUGUCAGGAUUGGACACAUCGCCACAGUCGCCUCCAUCCUUCCCAGAGUUUCCCACUCCAACAGACAGCCUCAACGCUCCCUCACAAGAGAUGGGGAUCAGCCUUCUCGACGAUGAGCUCAUGUCACUCGGUUUAAGUGAAGGAACACACACCUCCAAUCCUCCUUCACAGCCUGAGGAUUCGACAGCCUGGGACUCUUUUCAGUCCUCUGACAGCAUAGACGCAGACAUCCCAGCAGCACCCAGUCUCCUCCUGAGUCCGGACCCUCCCGCCCACUCUCAGCCCCUUUCAUCUGGCUCCACCCCUGGGAACUCGGCCCUGGACGAGCUGGACCUGCUGGGCAAGACGCUGCUGCAGCAGUCCCUGCCUCCAGAGGGCCUGCAGGUCAAAUGGGACAAGCAACAGUCCAAACCAACUCUGAGAGAUCUCCAGAGCAAGUCUGGGUCCAACGUUGCCCCAAACCCCAUUCCAUCCUUCUCCACUGAACCUGUCCUCAACUCUCAGCCCGGCCUUGGAGUGACAUUGCUGGAUAUGUCCCCAGCUCACACUGACACUCCCUCUCCAGAAGUCACCCUGACUGAUGUUUUUGUACCGCUAGAAUCCAUUAAGCCCAGUAGUCUGUUACCCAUGACUGUUUUUGAUGGACACAGUUUGCGGGUUCUCUUUCACUUCGCUCGCGAUUCACCUCCGUGUCGUCCCGAUGUGUUGGUGGUAAUCAUCUCCAUGCUGUCGUCGGCCCCUGUCCCCGUCACCAACAUAAACUUCCAGAUCACGGCUCCAAAGUCCAUGGCAGUGAAGCUGCAGCCCCCAUCAGGAACAGAGCUCCCAGCUUUCAACCCCAUCCUCCCUCCUGCUGCUGUCACACAGAUCCUGCUGCUGGCAAACCCAAACAAAGAGAAAGUACAGCUGCAGUACAGAUUGACCUUCGCCAUGGGAGAGCAGGAGCACAAUGAGAGUGGCAGUCUAGAACAGCUUCCUCCUCCGGAGACAUGGGGGAACCUAUAGCAUUUAAACACAACCACGACAUAACAGACUCUCUGCUUUCAGUCUCAGCUUUCUUCCUAAACCAAGUGUCCAACUCGACACUCUGCAUAAGCCUGUUUUCCUUUUUGUAAUCACAUUGUACUUUCUUUGAUUGGCAUUGGAUUGUUUUCCUUGAAUUCUGCUCAUGCUCUGUCAGUGUAACGUGUGUACGCUUUGCUUUAAAUGAGUCAUGUGUGUUUAGGUUUAGUCUGCUGUAUGUGGCUGCUUUACAACAAAUUUUCGACUGCUUCCCCUAAGUUGUUGCGGUCAUUAUCUUCUGUUCAAACAGACAGUGCUAAUGAAGAAAGAAAACCACAUCAAAUGUAUGCAUAAGCUCAUUUGGUGUACUCAUAUUUUUUUUUCCCUUUCAAGGCGCUGAAGUCAGUUUUAAUCCAUUAUCUGCUGCAUUUACCUUCACCUCUGCAUGCUCUGCAAAGUGGGACUUGAUGCUUGUAAGAUCAAGCACACCAGUAGAGAAAGGACUUAAACACUACAUAGACACAGCUCAUCUUAGUUUGCAAAACACAGCUAUACAUAAUCAACUUUUUGUGGUGUCUAGUUUGUGAUGAGUGAUUAUGACUUCUUUCGCAACAACUGCGUCCACUUUCUGAUUUGCCUAAAGAAUGGUCUUUGGAUGGUACCGUUUUUCCUCUUUUUCCCAUCCUGUGUAAAGAGCAACAUUUUACUGUAACAUCAGAGUUGUGUAUCUGCCAUAUGUGCCUAUUUUGCAGUUCUGACACUUAAAUUCUAUUAGUUGGGAUGGAUUUGUUCUUCCUGUCCCCUACACGUCAGUCUAAUUAGGUCUGCAGUUUGGCUGAUAUGCAGACAAACUACAUUAUAACCUUAAAUUUCUAAUAUAUUCAUUUUCAGUAGGGUAUAAGUUAAGUCCUGAAAAUCCUUUUCUCUAGCUUGUUUUAAGUUAAUACUUCAGCAUUUAUCAGGAAAAUCUGAAUAUCAAACUUGAGCAAAUGCAAACUGAGCUGCAACCAGCUACUCUGAGUGCAGCGUCUGUUUCAAACAUGUUCAACUUGUUUCUACAAUCUGCAAUGCAUGUUAGCCAUGCUGAACACCUCCUCCUCCCCGCAGGCUCUCAAUCACAUUCCACUGCACUAAUCUCCAUACAACUGCUCUGUAAAUACCAACGAUGGCAGUUCUGUUAUGUACAUUUGAUUUGUGCAAUGUGCAAGAGCAUAACACUGGUAAAAUACUCCUAAUGGGUAAUAAAGUUUUUUUUCUUGGUGACUUAAA
Messenger RNA from Scatophagus argus, 3349 nucleotides. Its product is annotated as ADP-ribosylation factor-binding protein GGA1-like. The record is from RefSeq and is a predicted model, not a curated record. The transcript is spliced from 17 exons. Gene Ontology annotation, molecular function: ubiquitin binding; small GTPase binding; phosphatidylinositol binding. Bases 113 to 2083 code for a protein of 656 amino acids. Gene Ontology annotation, biological process: intracellular protein transport; vesicle-mediated transport. NCBI's taxonomy places the organism in Eukaryota, Metazoa, Chordata, Actinopteri, Scatophagidae. Gene Ontology annotation, cellular component: trans-Golgi network.